Messenger RNA from Melanaphis sacchari, 1269 nucleotides. Its product is annotated as protein PIF-like. The transcript is spliced from 2 exons. The record is from RefSeq and is a predicted model, not a curated record. Lineage: Eukaryota; Metazoa; Arthropoda; Insecta; Hemiptera; Aphididae. The coding region runs from base 89 to 1216 and encodes 375 amino acids.
UUUAUUACGGUACAUUAUGAUAAACUAUACAAUACUCUUACGUUGAAAAAGAAACAAAAAUACAAAUAAAUAAAAAAUAUUUUAAAAUAUGACUUUAGUUUUAAGCUUCUUUUUCGUAUUGAGUUUUAACGUGAUCAUUUUCAAUCUGCCUUCGUCACAUGGAAAUAAUUCAGGAUACCAUGUUUCAACCUUAAGCCAAAUACUUACACCUUCUGAACUCAUAAGAUUUAAUAAUUAUGGAAUUUUACCGAGUAGGGUUUACUACUCAUAUUCGAAACAUGCAUACGUGGUAAGAGGACAAGCAGGCACAUAUUAUAAAAACGAUCUUCAAAGAAAAAAAGGAAAGAAUAAUAGAGGUUAUAAAGCCAUACCUCGAUGGAAAUAUUACUUGAGUAAAUUGUCACCGGCUGGUUUAAUCAACUCUCUGUUCGGCCAUUCCGGUAAUACAGGUGACGAAGACAACUUAGAUGAAGAUGUAGAUGAUAAUGAAGAAGAUGAUGAAAACAAUGGCGAAGCAGAUGAUGACAAAGUUGAUGAAAAAGAUGGUAAACCAGAUAAUGAAAAAGUUGAUGAAGAAAAUGAUGAAAAAGAUGGUAAACCAGAUAAUGAAAAAGUUGAUGAAAAAGAUGGUAAACCAGAUAAUGAAAACGUUGAUGAAAAAGAUGGUAAACCAGAUAAUGAAAAAGUUGAUGAAAAAGAUGAUGCAAAAGAUGAUACAAAAGAUGGUGCAAAAGAUGAUGCAAAAGAUGAUACAAAAGGUGAUGCAAAAGAUAAUGCAGAAAAUGAAAAAGCAAAUAGGAGUAAGCAAAAUAAAAAAUAUUCUGGAAUGCUUCCAAGUGGUCGAUUUUCAAAGUUUCCUAACAUGCAUAACUACUUUAAUGGCAAAGGUACUAAAGCGGAUGAUACAAAAGAUAAGAGUAAUAAAAAUGAUAAAGAGUCUGGAAUGUUUCCAAGUGGUCUAUUUUCAGGGUUUCCUAACAUGAAUGACUACUUUAAUGGCAAAGAUAAUAACAAUAAUGACAAAAAAGAAGAUACUAAUGCGGAUGAUGCACCAGGUUAUACACAAAUGGCGAAAGAUGCGUUACAAAGUGACACAACUAAAGAACUUAUAAAAACUGGAAUCAGUCUAUUUGUACCUGGAGGAUCAGGAAUUGUAACGGCAAUGGAAGCUGGUUCAAAAUUAGGUUCAAUGACUGACAAAUUUAAAAAACCGUGAAAAUUUUAAUAAUAGUAAUUUUUAUUAUUAUUUCUUAUCGAGUUUCAGAUAUU